This is a messenger RNA of Marmota flaviventris (yellow-bellied marmot), 2663 nucleotides long. It is a transcript of the gene Gpr15, whose product is annotated as G protein-coupled receptor 15. Gene Ontology annotation, molecular function: C-C chemokine receptor activity; C-C chemokine binding. The record is from RefSeq and is a predicted model, not a curated record. Gene Ontology annotation, biological process: immune response; G protein-coupled receptor signaling pathway; cell chemotaxis. Gene Ontology annotation, cellular component: membrane; external side of plasma membrane. Lineage: Eukaryota; Metazoa; Chordata; Mammalia; Rodentia; Sciuridae.
AAAGGGAAGAAAAAAAAAAACAGCACCAUAUAAAAGAAGCUCCUUUGAGAUUUCUAAAAUUCAUACCAAAACCUUCUAGGUAAGGGAACUUACCAGAUUUGGUAUCUGAUCUUCAGUGAUGGACCCAGAAGCAACCUCGGUUUAUUUGGAUUAUUACUAUGCUACCAGUCCAAACUCUGAUGGCAAGGAGACCCACUCCCACAUUCCUUACACAUCUGUCUUCCUUCCCAUCUUUUACACAGCUGUGUUCCUGACUGGAGUAUUGGGGAACCUCAUCCUGAUUGGUGCAUUGUAUUUCAAACGUGGCAGCCGACGAUUAAUUGACAUCUUUAUCAUCAACCUGGCUGCCUCUGACUUCAUUUUCCUUGUCACAUUGCCUCUCUGGGUGGAUAAGGAAGCAUCUCUAGGACUGUGGAGGACAGGCUCCUUCCUGUGCAAAGGAAGCUCCUACAUGAUCUCAGUCAACAUGCACUGCAGUGUCUUCUUGCUCACUUGUAUGAGUGUUGACCGGUACCUGGCCAUCAUGUGUCCAGCCAUAUCCAGGAAAUUCAGAAGAAGAGACUGUGCAUAUGGAGUCUGUACCUGUGUCUGGCUUGUCUCCUGCCUUCUGGGGUUACCGACUGUUUUGUCCAGGGAGCUCACAUUGAUUGAUGGUAAGCCAUACUGUGCUGAGAAGAGGGCUACUUCAGAAAAAUUGACAUGGGCCCUGGUAGCCUUAAUAUUCACUUUUUUUGUCCCCUUGCUGAGCAUUGUGACCUGCUACUGUUGCAUCACAAGAAAGCUGUGUGUCCAUUACCAGCAAUCAGGAAAGCAUAACAAAAAGCUGAGAAAAUCCAUAAAGAUCAUCUUUAUUGUCGUGACAGCCUUUGUCUUCUCCUGGCUACCCUUUAAUACUUUCAAGCUCCUUGCCAUUAUUUCUGGAUUGCAGCCAAAACUCCAUUUUUCUUCAGCUCUUCUCCAGCGGGGCAUGGAGGUGAGUGGGCCGUUGGCAUUUGCCAACAGUUGUGUCAACCCUGUCAUUUACUACGUGUUUGACAGCUACAUCCGCAGGGCUGUUGUUCGCUGCCUGUGCCCUUGCCUGAAGAACUAUGACUUUGGGAGCAGCACUGAGACAUCAGAUAGUCACCUCACUAAGGCUCUUUCCAACUUAAUUCACACAGAGGACUUUGUUAGAAGGAGGAAGAGGUCUGUGUCACUCUAAAAUGAGUUGUGACAUUUCAAGACUUGUUGGUGCUCGUCAGGAAUAAUUUUUAUCAGCAACAAAGAAGAAAAGCAUUAAAGAUAAGAUUCAUAUUGCUUGAUUAAAUCCAAGGAAGAUUUCAUUUUUAGAAUGAACACCAAAAUACAUUGUGAAUAUAAUAAGCCACGUACUGUAUUUUCAGCUAAGUGACCUUAUUUGAACCUUGCAAUCAAGUCAACAAGGCAAAAUACAAUUCUCAUCUGUCCUUUGAACUCUUAGAUAAAGGCUCCUGCUUGGACCAGUUGCUGUCUUCAUGAUUAUUAAUGUACUUUAUCGCCUUUUUUUUCUCAAGAACUAUGAUAUUUCAACCAGACCUCCCUUCAUAUUACCUUUAAAAGAUUCUGCCCACACUCAUCUGGUAAGAAAUGUGGUGGCAGUGUAGGUAACAAAAUAUAGAGUAGACCUGUUCUCUGUAAUUGAUUGUUCCCAAGUUACUAAGAUAUUCUGGCCACAGUCUUUAAAAUCUGUUACAGUAAUUUUUCAUCAUCUUCCAGUAUAGACUUUCCUCCUAUGCCCAUUCACAAUAGCUUUGGACUGUCAAGAUAAAGCUCAUGAGGAAAAAUCAUUUUGAAAUGUGUUUAUGAUUUAGGAUUUUAUCACUUGGUCAUCUAGAAUAUAGUAAAAGUAAGCAUAUUAUAUUGUUAGAAAUGCAUGUUGUUAUAAUGCUCUAGUAACUUUUUAAUGGGGUUAUGCCAUGCUCUUUAUUUUCGUUGCCUUUAUAAGUCAGGAUUUGACUUUGCUUUAAUUUUAUGUUUUAAUUACCUGUUGUCUAGUCAUCAAAUGACAAUGUUACUACUAAUAUAAUUAGAGCUAGACAAAUACUUAGACCCACCCCCAUACAGAUUAUUAUUUUGUUUUCAAUUAAAAUAUUAAUUCUGUACAUUCCCUAUAGCAUCAUUUGAUUGAUAUAAUCUGAAGAUGAAAUCUAAUAACAUUGGAAGACAGGAUGAUUCAAAUUGAAAAAUGUAUACAAAUGUAAUCAGUGUUUUUAUAUGCAUUUUUCCAAAUCUAGAAACUCUCUUGGGUUCUUUACCUAAUAAAAUAUUUAACAAGUCAUUAGAUACCCAUAUUCCUUUUAAAGACUUUAAGAUGGACAACAUGUGAUUAGCAGCAACCAGAAAAGGCUUUUCAGCAGCAAGUAUACUAUUAUAAACAUCUUUUGAGUAAAGGAAAGAGUGGAUUGUUUUUACCCCACUGAUGACCUAAAUGAAUUACCAUUUUAUUUCUAAGUAUUAGAUUAGAAAUAAGGAAAAACUUAAGAAUCUUUUCAGAGACCAGGCAAUUUAAUUCUAUCCCAUGUUUCUCUCACAUUAAGUGAAUUCUCAAAUAUUGGACAUUGUCUUAUAUCAUAACCUGUUUAGAAGUUGAAACAGUUAUUGGUUAAUUUUUUAAAUUUCUCUUAAACCUCUCUUUAAAAAGAGAU